Messenger RNA from Daktulosphaira vitifoliae (grape phylloxera), 2636 nucleotides. RefSeq names its product ankyrin repeat domain-containing protein 11. Gene Ontology annotation, cellular component: nucleoplasm. The transcript is spliced from 7 exons. Lineage: Eukaryota; Metazoa; Arthropoda; Insecta; Hemiptera; Phylloxeridae. The record is from RefSeq and is a predicted model, not a curated record. Bases 439 to 2355 code for a protein of 638 amino acids.
AACACGCACCCAUAUAGAAGCGGCGCGCGCGUACGCACACGCACCACUACAGCGGCGGCAACAACGACGACGGACGACGAAGCCGCUUGCCACCACCAAUAACAUAUACACUCCGAGCAGUUUAUAACCAAAGCCGUUGUCCGAAACGGUCCGGGUGGCGCUUUCAUUUCGUUUCGCCUUCACCGCACCGCUGCGCUACCACCACCCCGGCUAGCGUCUGCCACCACUGCCACCGCCGCCGUUGUCGUUGUCGUCGCGCUGCUGCUGACAAUCAAGUUCGUUAUUUAUUUAUUUCACCGGCCGCCGUUUCUUCCCCGCUACUCCACCGUCCAUUCACUCUGUUGUUGAUUACCCGCGUCGUGGUGGUUGUGCGACGUUGCGUGAUCGUCGGGGGCCGAUAUGGUGGCCGUGCUGUGAGCCAACGAGGAAACUGGCAACAUGAGCGCGUACAAAAAACGUUACAAGACAACUGCUGGAAAUAAUGACAAACAAUCGCACGGUUCAUCGCCUAGAGUGACUUUGCGCCUUACUAAUACGGGCAACAACCAAUUUAAAAGUUCAUCGUCUCGACAAGAUGAAAAGAACAAGAAAUUAGCUGAAGAACACAAUAACUGCAACAUGUCGAGCGAUACUAAAACUAUUGAGACUGAAGAAAAACUAGAAACACCUGCUCAAUCGUCCCCAGUAACGACAUCGAGUACACCGGCUACUACAUCUGCAGAAACUGCAUCUACCAGUGUGACCAAAGAAACCGAUGAUGUUAAAGAGAAUGGAUCAGGUGACACGGUUGAAACUGAAAAGAAUCUAGAAAAAGAAACUGCAACAAAAGUAUCUAAAGGUACUGAAAAUUUAAAACGCCCUCCAGCUGAAGCAGAUGAAGAAGUGAAACCAAAGAAACGCAAGGAAGAACAAAAUCAAAAUUCCAAAGGUAAAAGUGAUGCUUCCAGUCCAAAACCUGAAAGUGAUGAAGAUAAUAAAUCAAAUGGUUCAGGUCCUUCUAGUGCUGAUAGCCCAGGUGGAGGUCCCAAAGUUCCUCCCCUUAAAAUUGUGAUACCGACCACAGAUGCUGAUACUGGUAGUAGAACUAAUGGAAAAAAUGGUAAUCGUUCUCAUCAUCAUACAGCGUUACCCUAUGUUGUUCCUUCUGAAGAGUCUCCUCCAUCAUCAAACCAACCUAACUCGCCUAAAUCACCACAAAAGCAAGGGUCUGAUACUAUUAAUACUGAUGAACAGAAAUCCCCUCAAACUAGGGUACUUCGGUCAUCUAACCGUUCUGGUAGUAAUAGCAGUGGUGCACCUAGUCGAGGCAAUUCACCUUCUGUUCCUGAAGAACAGUUAGUACAGACUAAUUCACCAGCAGCAGCAACAACAACUGCAGAAACAGGGUCAACCAAUCCUUCGCCAGUUGCACGUACUGAACAACAGACUGAUAAUGCUUCAGCGCCUACAACUGUAGAAGAAAAACAGUCAACCAGCACAACCACUACCACAACUACUACUACAUCAGAAACUGCUGUAACUGCUGAACUUUCAGGGAUUGAAUUACACCCUAGGCGUCGUAAAUUAAAAGCUAGUCGAACAGAGUCUGAAAAUAGUGAUACUUCUUCUGCUGCAAAUAUUGCUGCUACUGAAACAAAUCCGUCCGGUUCAACUAAUGAUCCUGCUCCGGUUACCAAUUGUUAUCAAAUGUUUCUGAAUAUUAGAAAACAAAUUGACAAAAGGCGUAAAGGCCUAUUUCCAGUGCAGCCAAAACCACCAUCUGGUUUUAAAGAUUAUCUCAUGAACAGGUGCACUUAUGUGUUGGCAAAUAACUCUAAUAGUCGUGUAGUUAAUAUUCAAACACCAUCACCAGCCAAUUUGCACGAACAGCUUAAAAAGCUUUUUGUUGAACAAGAAAAAGAGAGACAAAGACUUCGAAUACAACAUAUUGUUGAAAAAGAAAAAUUAGUUUUGAGCGUAGAACAAGAGAUACUCAGGGUUCAUGGUCGUGCUGCACGUGCAUUGGCUAAUCAAUCAUUACCGUUUUCUGUGUGCACUAUAUUAAAAGAUGAUGAGGUAUACAAUAUUAUGACCCCAGAGCAAGAAGAAAAAGAUCGACAUGCACGUUCCCGUUAUAAUGGUCGUCUUUUUUUGUCGUGGCUUCAAGAUGUGGAUGAUAAAUGGGAAAAAAUCAAGGAAUCCAUGUUACUUAGACAUCACAAUGAAGCAGAGAGCCUUCAUGCUGUUCAGAAAAUGGACUGGGGUUGGAAGCUCAAAGAAUUACAUUUGUGCAGCAAUAGUAUUGAGCCAAAUAUUGAGGAAGAGCAUGUACCUAUGGUUCUAGUCAGUGACGAUUUUGAUCUCUUGCCUGCUUGAAGUCCUUAUUACUUAUUUUUCAUUUUUUAUCAUAUCAAGCCAUUAUGGUUAUUAUUUUACAUUUGUUGCCCUUACAAAAUUGUUAUAAACAUCUAUUGUCAUUUUAUCAAGUGUUUCCCACUUGUUUUGUGCCAUUUUAUUAAUAUGAAUGAAGUCCAGUGUGACUAAGAUAUUUUUAGUAUGCUAAGAAAUGUUAUAGUGGUGUAUUUAUAAGGGUUCUUAAGCAUUCAUUGUAAUUUUUUAUUAAUGGUGACAAAAUACAUCAUAAUUCUCAUUAAUUA